Oxyura jamaicensis (ruddy duck) is the source of this 2811-nucleotide messenger RNA. RefSeq names its product melanophilin (gene MLPH). Gene Ontology annotation, biological process: intracellular protein transport. Gene Ontology annotation, molecular function: myosin binding; small GTPase binding; actin binding. The transcript has 21 exons. The coding region runs from base 611 to 2605 and encodes 664 amino acids. The record is from RefSeq and is a predicted model, not a curated record. Gene Ontology annotation, cellular component: cortical actin cytoskeleton. NCBI's taxonomy places the organism in Eukaryota, Metazoa, Chordata, Aves, Anseriformes, Anatidae.
CCCUGUGGUGUGAGCACAUACCUGUGGCUGGCAGAGCUGGGCUUGGCCAGCACAGAGCACCCCGUGAAGCCUUUGGGGUCCCCAAGGAACCCAAAAAUCCUCAUGGGAGAGCGUCAUCUCAGAAAGCUUAGAGAAUACAGGGUUAUUCCAGCACAGCCGAGCUGCCCUGCUCCCUCGCAGGUUUUCCCACCUGCAUUUGGCUUGCUGGGGCGGGUGCCAGGCUGUCCCUCUGGAACAAUGAGGGCUUGUUUUUCCCCACGGGAAAGAGCUGUGAAAGGCCACGCUGGGGCCCUGAGGUGCUUUCACUUCUCCUGCUUGCUCCUACUGAGCCGUGCUGCAGCUUACGGGACAGAAGUUGGGGUGACCUCCCAAAGGGUGCCCUCUCCAGGAUCCUACAUGCUGAAUUUGGCAGUAGGGCUUUGCUUCUGGUGAUCAGCCCCGUCGCCUUGCUCCUGUUUGGUGCCUUGAAAGCAGGAUCCCAGUGAGCUCCAGGCCAACAGCUUUUGUGCAGCUGAAAUCCCAUAUUUGAGAAGCUGUGAUCGCAGAAAGCCUGUUGCUGCAUCUCCACAAAACUCAGCAAACUGCCUUGAAAGAGACUCACCAGCGCGAGAUGGGGAGGAAGCUGGAUCUCUCCAAGCUGACCGAUGAGGAGGCCAGGCAUGUCUGGGAGGUGGUUCAGAGGGACUUCGACCUGCGGAAGAAAGAGGAGGAACGGCUGGAGGAGCUGAAGUGCAAGAUCGACCAGGAAAGCAGCAAGAGGGCGUUCCUGACAAAUCAGUCCCACCUCAACGAAACCCACUGCGUCCACUGCCUGCAGCCCUUCAAGUUCCUGCUGAACAGCAAGCGGCAGUGCCUGGACUGCCACUUCUACACCUGCAAGAGCUGCAGCCGCUACAACAAGAAGGAGCAGGGCUGGGUCUGCGACCCCUGUCGCCUCUCCAGGAUUGUGAAGAUUGGGUCCCUGGAGUGGUACUACGAGCACGUGCGGUCCCGCUUCAAGAGGUUUGGAAGCGCCAAGGUGCUGCAGUCCCUCUACGGCAGGCUGCAGCCAGGGCAGCGGGACAGCUCGGCAUUUCUAGGUCUUCACGACAGAGUUUACAGUCUGCCAGACAUAAACAGUGAAUGCCAGCUCCGUGCUGGCGGUAGCAUCGGGGAUGACAGCGAUGAUGAAGAUGAUGCCCUUCGUGGGGCCGAAGCAGAGUGUUACAGCAGGAUGCGCAAGACAAAGCGCCUGCUGUCUGUCCAUCCCUUUGAUUUUGAACUGGACUCGGAGUACUCUUCCCAGUCUCGCCGCCAGUCUGCGCAGCUUUCUCCAGCACCAGUCAGCCCAGAUGGCUUCCAGUCCUUCCCAGGUUUCCCCAGCUCGGCUGAAGAUGCCCCCCAGGAGCACAGGAUGGAGGAAGCAGGUCUGGCAGCAGUCUUCCACCACAUCUUGCAAGAACAGGAACAGCACCCAAGCCCUCCAGAGCAGCUCUUCAGCACAGAGGUUCAUCUCACUAUCAAUUCACGGAGAAGGAGCCUGGAAAGAAAUACAAAACCCGGCAGCCCCUGGGGCGAGCAGCCCCGGUCCCCGUACUCUGCAGACAUGGACACCUCUGACGAGGAUGUGAAUGGAGCCCAGAAGGUCCCUGCCUACCUGCCCCACCAUAUGAAACGCCGGAGCAGAGCCUCCUCCCAGGAGAACAUCAGCCACUCAGGAAACCAGAUUCAUGAGCUCAACAAACGCAUGUCUGCAAUCGAACGCAUGCUGAACCGCUUGGAGGAAAAAAUCCUGGUGCACUCUGCCGAGUCUCCAGCCCCAGAGCCCCAGCUCAAUCCUGACGCCGAGGAGGAGGAGCUGAAGAGGAAGCUGCAGGAGCUAGCCAGCCACAUCAGUGACAAAGAAGUUUCCUCCGAAGAAGAGGAGCGUGAAGAAAAGACAGAAGUGAAGAAACCACAGAUGAGUUCCUCCAGCGAUGACAUGGCCAGCGAGGCUAGAAAGAGGUCGUCAGCUCAGGCUUUGAGUGAAAUCACAGCCGAAGUCCUGAGAGCCAUAAACGCCACAGAGAAAGCAGUCUGUGAGUCAGUGCAUGGAGAGAGCCAGAGCAAUGGGCCCUGUGCCCCCCUCGGAGGGCAGCGUCCCAGCCUGGAAGAUGGGAAAGAGGUGGCCGAAGCAUACCGUGAGCUGGAAGAAAAUGUGUACCUGACUGCUGGGAAGACGUACCAGCUCGAGACGACCCUCGUGGAGCUUGAGGAAGGGGCUCAGCACGGUGGCACGACCGACUCGGAGCUGUCGGAGCUGGAGGACAAAGUGGCCUCGGCAGCCGCCCGUGUGCAGCAGGCAGAGAGCGAGAUAUCGGACAUCGAGUCUCGAAUUGCGGCUCUGUCCGCGGCAGGGCUGACCGUGAAGUCAGUGGAAAAGGCGAGGAAGAAGAGCGGGCAGGAGAUGUACGGACCACAGUUCCUCAGGAGAAAAUUCAACAGUCCCCUCGAAAUCAGCAGUCCCGACGACUCCUUUGAUCGCAACUCUGCAUACCGCGGCUCGCUGACGCAGAGGAACCCCAACGGGAAGAGCAGGAGGGCAGAGCGGCUCUUUGCGAAGCCCGUGAUGACCCACCUGCCCUGAGGAGAGGGGCUCCCACCCGCCGAUGAUACGAGACCUCAGUGCAGAGCCUCGCCGCCUUCCCCCAGCGCUUGCCCUUCCUUCUGCUGCCAUCUGUCCCUGGAAGCCCAGCCCGGGGGGAAGCCAGGACCCCAGCGAGGACCCUGAAAGAAGCAAGGUGCUGGGGUGCAGCAGCAUGGCCGGGUCCUCGUGUGGGGGACCACAUCUGC